AUGAACCUCUCCCACCUCCUCACCCCACAUCUCACCACAGGCUGGCAGAGGACACGAGCUACAAGGGUCACCAGCAGGUCCCUGUUGUCCACACCAGGACACGGCCACCCCCUCAGCUCCACGGGCUUCCCUCAGGCAGGAGACCUGUGCAACUGCAGUGCUGUGGGGAGUGACAGUGCAGCUGGAUGCAACAGCACGACGGGGCAGUGCUCCUGCCUGGCUGGGUACACGGGGCUGCAGUGCCAGGACUGUGCCCAGGGCUUCCACCUGGAGCAGGGUGACCAGCGGUGCCGUCCCUGUGGCUGCAACCUCAGUGGCUCCAGCAGCGCCCAGUGUGAUGGCUCUGGGAAGUGCCAGUGUAAAGUUGGUGUCACAGGCCUGAAGUGUGACCAGUGCAGUGAUGGAUACUACAGGUUUAACAAAACCACCUGUGAGCCCUGCCAGUGCAACAACCACUCCAAAACCUGCCACAGCUUCACAGGCACCUGCCUGCACUGCCAGGAAAACACUGAGGGGGACCACUGUGAGCUCUGCAAGGAGGGCUUCUACAGCAGCACCCACCCUGCCCACGCCUGCCAUCGCUGCCCGUGCUCCACCGUGGCAUCCACCGGCACCUGCCAAAUAUACCCUGGUGAAACUGCCCCAAGGUGUGACAAAUGCAAAACUGGGUACACUGGCCCCAACUGCAACCAGUGUGACAAUGGCUACUACAACUCUGACAGCAUCUGUGUGAGGUGUCACUGCAAUGGGAACGUGGACCCGGCGCGCUCGCCCAGCGUGUGCCGGCCGGACAGCGGGGAGUGCAUCGGCUGCCUGUACCACACUGCUGGCUUCCACUGCCAGGAGUGUGAGGAGGGCUACACCCGAGACCCUGAGGGGACAAACUGCACCAAGAAAGAAGCCACUCCUGGCCCAGAAACAAGGGAGUUUACAACUUCUGCUCCAAAUGCCAGCAAGGCAACUUCAUUCUCAACAGCAGUGAUAAACAGUACAUUGUCACCAACAACUAUACAGACCAUAUUUCCCAUCAGUUCUUCUGAAAACAGCACCUCUGCUUUUGCAGAUGUUUCCUGGACUCAGUUUAACAUCAUUAUCUUGACAGUCAUCAUCAUUGUUGUGGUCCUCCUGAUGGGCUUUGUGGGUGCUGUCUACAUGUACCGUGAGUAUCAGAACAGGAAACUGAAUGCUCCUUUUUGGACCAUUGAACUCAAAGAGGACAACAUCAGUUUCAGCAGCUACCACGACAGCAUUCCCAACGCUGACGUUUCGGGGCUGCUGGAAGAUGAUGGGAAUGAAGUGGCACCCAAUGGGCAGCUGACCCUGACCACUCCCAUGCAUAACUAUAAAGUGUAGGAAAAGCAGCGAUCCAGCUAUUCCCGAGUUGGCUUGAAAAAGUUACAGGGCUUGUUGA
Molecule: messenger RNA, 1411 nt
Organism: Chaetura pelagica (chimney swift)
Lineage: Eukaryota; Metazoa; Chordata; Aves; Apodiformes; Apodidae
Gene: MEGF9
Product: multiple EGF-like-domains 9
Exons: 7
Coding region: 1-1353 (450 amino acids)
Biological process (GO): axon guidance
Cellular component (GO): basement membrane
Molecular function (GO): extracellular matrix structural constituent
Source: RefSeq, a predicted model, not a curated record